Messenger RNA from Candidula unifasciata, 483 nucleotides. The record is from the annotation of a GenBank genome assembly. Lineage: Eukaryota; Metazoa; Mollusca; Gastropoda; Stylommatophora; Geomitridae.
GUUGGCUAUCGGUUCACCGAGGAAAACGCAGAGCCGCCUCUGCCAAAGAUUCCUUGCCAUCCUAUUGGGUACGGGGCAGCAGCGAACAUUCUCAGUCGCCUUGGAGGCAUGGAAAUCCCCCCGGGCUCAGCAAUGAGUGGAGGUCUGGCAAUCACAUACAGAACAGGGCCCGAGUUUCUGGAGCCAGCAAUGAAGAUUCAGCUCAACGUUACUACAAGAAAUGAGAGGGCGAAGGUAGAGAAUGUGUUUGGAAUUAUCAAAGGAACGGUAGAGCCAGAUCGUUACAUCCUCAUUGGAAACCACCGCGAUGCGUGGAUUUAUGGUGCCAUCGAUCCAUCCAGUGCUACAGCUGUUAUGAUGGAACUGGCUCGUGUCAUAGGAGACCUUGUCAAGUCGGGAACAUGGAAACCACGCAGAUCGAUUGUAUUUUGCUCAUGGGGCGCUGAAGAAUAUGGCCUAGUUGGAUCCACCGAAUGGGUUGAG